Molecule: messenger RNA, 4558 nt
Organism: Lethenteron reissneri (Far Eastern brook lamprey)
Lineage: Eukaryota; Metazoa; Chordata; Hyperoartia; Petromyzontiformes; Petromyzontidae
Gene: GSAP
Product: gamma-secretase activating protein
Biological process (GO): positive regulation of amyloid-beta formation
Cellular component (GO): trans-Golgi network
Source: RefSeq, a predicted model, not a curated record
GGCUGAGUCGACCUAGGGGAGGCCCAGGACCGGUUCAGAUAAUCGUCACUGGUGUUAGCCGUGAGCGGGAAUCGAACCCGGGUCGCCAGGUUCAUAGCGCAGCGCGCUAACCGCUACACUACCGCUCCCCACACAAACAUACACACACACCGACACAAACACACACACACCGACACACACACACCGACACACACACCGACGCACACACACACACUGACACACACACCGACACACACACACCGACGCACACACACACACUGACACACACACCGACACACACACACACACACUGACACACACACCGACACAAACACACACACACCGACACACACACAGGCGCGCGUGAAAAGUAUCGCAGCGCCGAUGAAUUUGGAUGCACACCGCAUCCAUUCGCGCCCACCCGCGAUUUCACAAAGGGAAAUGCUGCGGCUUCUUCACCCAAAACGCCACGAGGCAACAGCAGAGAGAGGGGGGAGGGGGGAGCCACCUCGUAAAGGGGACGCGUCGCGUGAUGGGAGGUUUUGACACCGGGGCUACAACAGUUCCUUGAGAAUCUCGCCUGGAGGGGGGUCGCUGUUUGUGUUUAUUCAGUAGGAGCAGGGCAUCUCUGGGGCACGCCACUCGCUCGGCUCAACACCCCCACCCCCCCUCUUUGUCUCUGGCCACAUGCGCCGUGGCGGACGCGAGGACAGCGAUCCGUAGUCUGCCACAGUAAGCGGAGCUCUUCUCGCACGGGGGCAGCUGGUGGGGUGGACGACACGAGGUAGGGUGGACACCACGUGGUGGGGUGGACGACACGCGCCAUGUACGGCAUGGACUGCUACCUCGCUCUGCGCACGGCCGCCAGCGGAGCCCUCGCGCACGGAGCGGGCAACGUGUCCCGAGGCUCGGAAGUGGACUGCUUGAAUGUGGAGGCCGAUGGGAGUGUCCUCUACUCAUUCAAGACGAGGCACUUGCGCCAGCAGAUCUCCGGCAAGAAGGUUUGCUGCAUCGCUCUGUACGACGCCAAGAGCAAGGAAAACAAGGUCCUGCACGCGCUCGAGGGAGGAGGAGGAGGGGACGUCCUGAGCGGCUCCGUGAACGCGCGGCACUCGCUGCUCGCGUUCGUGACGGGCGCUGCCACCACCGCCAAGGCCGCCGCCGCCACCUCCACGGGCGCCGCGCGCCCCGAGGAUCCCGCAGGGUCCUCCUCACUCCAACCCCCAGCGGAGCGGCCGGCAUCGACGGAGUCGCCCGGCACGGGAGCGCCCCCGGGGGCCCGCGUCUUCGUAGUGGAGCUGCCCGGAGGGAGGCCGAGCGAGCUGCGAGUGGAGGGCGUCUCGAGCGCGCUCCGCUGGUGCCAGUUCCUGUACGGCUGCAGCGGCGAUGAUCGUGAGCAAGAAAGCCACCUCCUGGUGACCUCCGACACUGGAAGGGUCCACCUCUUCCACGUGAGACCCAGCGGCAGCGACGCGGAGAGUCCGCAGGGCGAGGCGGGAGUGUUCGUGAUGCGCUGCGGUGCGGGCGGCGCGGCGCGGGGAGGCUCCGGCGACGAGGUGGUGUGCCGCUUCGUAGCCGGCAAGGUGCCCGGCACGGCGGCAGCUUCGGCGAAGGACCCUCCGUACAGCGCCGCCCCGAGUGAGCUCGUGCUGCCCGCGUGUGCCUGGAGCCAGUGGGACCCGCGGGGCCAGAGGCUCUUCUACCUGCUCAGCCCAGCGGAGCAGCAGCAGGAAGGUGGAGGAGGAGGCAGUGGUGGGGGUGGCCCCACUCUGCGAUGCCUUCAGUUCUACCCCGACCGCUUGUACCAGCUCAUGCUGGAACUGAGUUUGCCUCCCUGCGUCUGGAGCCCGGACCGCCGGUUUGUCAACGCGAGCGCACCCUCGGGCCAGCCGGCGGACUUCCCGUCACUGCGCGUCGUGUGUGGAGAGUCGGGAGCGCUGUGCAUCUGCUAUCAGGAGGGGCCGGCGGGGCAAGCCGUGCGCUAUUCCAUCCUCAUGGUCCAUCAUGGAUACUCGUUUGGGUUCGAGGUUGACGCCGGCUCCGUGGCUUUCCAGCGGGAACUGCUGCUCUUCACACCCCUCGAUGGGUUCGUGGCCGUGAGCCUGCCGGGGAGAUUCCUGCAUCUCGUCAACGUGGACUACCCCUGGCUGUCCUGCCACAGCCUCUUCCUCGAAGGUCGCGACCUGUCCACGUUCCUGCGCAACUUUGUGACGGAGCCCGACCUGCGCACGCUGGGAGACCUCUACGCGAGCCGCUCGGCGGGGACGCUGCACCGGCUGGGCGCACGCCACGUCACCGCCAGCGCCAGCGCCCCGCAGCUGGGGGCCACGCUGCGCCGCUGCCGGCGGAGCGGCCACCGCACGGCCGCCCUGCACGCCGCCCUGGCGUCCGGGGAGCACCACGGAGCCAAGGAGCAGGCCCUGCGGUUCCUGUACAAGAGCUGUCGCGAGCCAUCCACGCACCUCCUGCAGGAGUUUCUCGUCGCGUCUGUGCUGGGGGAGAUGGCGGUGAGGGAAGGAGCAGCGGAUGCGAUCCCCUUCCUGCCGUACACAGCGCUCACCACGUGGACCGAGGAAAUCCCUGGACUCACGGCGACGCAGGAGAAGAUUCCCAACGUCGCGGACGCUCUCAAGCAAAAGGCGAGCGGCCCGGGGUUCUGGAGCGGCCUGGAGCGGCGCGUCGCCGUGCCGGAUGGGGCCCAGCGGCGCUACCAGCUCGGGGGCAACCGGCGCGCCCUGCGGGACCUCGUCGCGGCCCAUGCGGCGUCUCAGAGCAGCGGGCACCGGGUCGGCGAGCUCCUCACCCUGGCAAGGAGGGUCCUGUCGCUGUCUGCUUCCUGGAGCAAAGCUGCAGCAGGUGACCCAUCUGCUGGAGUCGGUCUGGGCGGCCUACGGACUCACCUGGGACACCGUGUGCCUUGCCCGCAAGGCGGAGGCAGCGGAAGCCGCGAUGCUGCCGCUCACCAUGAGGCUGGGGGACGCCGCGGCACAGCUCUGCCUCCCUCUCCCCGGCGGCUUCAAGAGCCUGCAGUGCACGCUGGGGUACCGCAGCGUGCCCCUGCACUCGUUCCUGCUCAUGGUGGACCAGGGGAUGCUGCAGCUCACCGACUCCUUCGUGCAGAGACUCUUCCACGACUUGGACGACAGCCCGAAGAACGAGCAGGCGAAGUUUGCGGUUCUGUCCCGGCUAUCACAGCCCCAGGCCGACGGGGUCUACCAGCAGUGGGAGAGCCCGGCCGCGUCGUUCAGCCUGGCGCAGCGCUACGCCGCACGGCUGCAUGCGCUGGGCCCCUGGGCGAGGAAGGACGACGCCGCCGCUGCCGCCGCCGCCGCCCCCGAGAAGGAGUCCUCGCAGAGCGACUUCCUGCCGCUACGCAGCUUCAUCGACCGCCUGCUGAACAUCGAGCGGCAAGUGGCCGGCCACGAGCAGGAGGUGGCGGGCUGCGUCGACGCUCGCUUCGUGGAGGAGGUGGCACUGAAGCAGUCGCUCGGCGCAGCCAAGAGGCGCUCCUCCCCCCGGUGAAACCCGGCGGCGGCGGUGGCGGUGGCGGUGGAGGCGGCGGUGGUGACGGUGGCGGUGUGGUGGCGGUGUGGUGGCGGUGUGGUGGCGGCGGUGGUGACGGUGGCGGUGUGGUGGCAGUGGCGUUGUGGUGGCAGUGGCGGUGCAGUGUGGUGGCGGUGUGGUGGCGGUGUGGUGGCAUUGUCGGUGGCGGUGACGGUGGCGGUGAUGGCGGUGACGGUGGCGGUGGGUUCCACCACGAGCCCAGCCCACCGCGGUCGGUAACCCCCGGGCGGAGAGGGCAUCUCGGCCCCCCUCAAUCUCGCCCCCCCCACCCGGCCCACCCCCACCCCUCCCUUUGCCUUCCCACCGCCUCGCCCCUCACCAACAGCCGGCGGCGGCAAUGGCCGGGAGGGUUACCGCUUGGCCGCUGGCUGGCGGGGGUGCUCUGCGCAUUAAGUCUCUGACAGCUGUCCCUAUGGGCACGACGAGUCGGCUGACUCUGCACCGUGGCCUGCACAAGCCCCCAGGCGUUUUGUUGCGCGUCGGCUGACGAGGGCCCCCACCCCAUUGAGCCGAGCGGUGGCGCCGUUACCAGGGCUGGCGCAGGCCCACGAGCGCCAGCAGUGGCGGCAGUCACAGAAGAUCGCAAUGGGGUGGAGGGAACGAGGGAAUGGGCAAAACUCGCGAGAACACAACGACAAGAGCGACACAUCGUUUAGACGAGAACAAAUCCCAGAACGGAAUGCACAAUAACGGUGCUUGCAAUACAAAUGUCACACAGAGGCAAACACGUCCCGUCACAGACGCGUGUGGAUUUAUUAGAAUCACAAUCUUAAUUUGUGACUGCGGGAGGAGCAGGAGAAAUCCGAUGAGCUAUGAAGCUCUUAUUCACAGAUGUCUAGUAGGCGCCACGGGAUCUGAGAGUAACAGCGCAAACAAACACACUGCACAACACAAUGAUAGCAGUGCAACGUUUCGACGAAAAAAGACACUCAGUAAAUAUAAAUACAGGGACUCCUCCACUUACGAACAAGUCAGGCUCCAGAAGUCUCUUCGGAAGUUGAUUUAUUCGUAAGUC